This is a messenger RNA of Caenorhabditis angaria, 2659 nucleotides long. The record is from the annotation of a GenBank genome assembly. NCBI's taxonomy places the organism in Eukaryota, Metazoa, Nematoda, Chromadorea, Rhabditida, Rhabditidae.
AUGGCUUUUGCUCGUGCUCUUGGUGUGAUUCAAUCAGUUGGUCGUGGUGCAGGAAUUUCGGAAGAAAACGAGUUGUAUAAUCGUGGCCAAACAUUUACAAUUAACUCAAAUUCGUAUCGUGUUGAAAAUGUGAUUGCUAAAGGAGGUUUUGGAACAGUUUUUCUAGCGACUAGCGCAAAAGGAAGACAAGUUGCUGUGAAAAUUAUGCUAAGUCAUGAUUCCGCUUCAACAACUGAUAUUGAUAAUGAAAUUGCGAUGAUGAAAAAGUUUCAACAUGAAAAUAUUAUUCAACUUUUUGAUGCGUCUUGUGAAAAUCGAGGGUCACGAUCUGUUAAAGAAUAUAAAAUAUCAAUGGAAUAUUGUCGAUUUUCGAUUGCGGAUGUUUUGACAAAAUAUAAAGGUGUUAGUGUGGAUUUUGUUGUUAGAAUUAUUUUUUAUACAUCAAGAGCGUUGGUUUAUCUACAUGAAAAUGGAGUGACUCAUCGGGAUAUUAAAGCCGAGAAUUUAUUGAUUAAUGCGAAUGGUGGGUGUCAGGUCUUUGAAUUAAAAAUUGAGCAUCAAAUUUUGACACCUUUUUGUAUUCCAAAUCGUGAGACUGGUUUACUCUGAAUUCUGAGAAUUAGUGAAUUAUAAGUUAUGUAGUAAUUCUGGUUUGUUUUUAAUUUUUGACAUGAAACAUACAUAUCCGUAAACUGAAUAAAUAAAUGUCAUAUACUGCUUUGUCUGCAGCAUCCCAUGUUUAUUUGAGAUGUUGAACUUUUGAAACUCUUCCAUAAAAGUUCUAUCGAAAUAGUACAAAAAAUGUUGAUAGAAAUAAAUCUACUGUAUGAUUUUCUGAAUAACAAUACAGAACCACCGCAAUUGUCAAGAUAGACAUAGACAUUUUUCAGGCAAGCUAAAACUAUGCGAUUUUGGGUCAGCCACUACAAAAUCAAUCAAUAUGGCUGAAUUAUCAAAUAGUGCUAGAUUAGCUAUUCAAGAGGAGAUGAUGAAAUAUACAACACCAAUUACAAGAUCACCAGAAGUUUCAGAUGUUUAUUCCAAUUGGCCAAUUGGAAAACAACAGGAUACUUGGGUUCGUGAAAUUAUUUCACAUUUAGGAUACAAUUAAAAAAAUAUUUUAGGCUAUGGGAUGUUUGAUAUAUUUUGUAUGUUUUGGAGAACAUCCAUUUGAUGGUUCACCUUUGGCAAUUAUCAAUGGAAAAUAUAAAAAACCACCACCAAUUCAACAAAAUCAACUCUCUGCAUUUGCAGAUCUUAUAGCAAAAUGUCUAACUCCAAGUCCAGAAAAUAGAAUUAGCGCAGAGAAAAUUGAGGAUUAUAUGAGAUUGGCAAUGGAGAAACAGCCAGCUCUCGCGGCCAAAAAAGAUUUUAAUGACAUUUUGGAAAUGAUGAAUGUUGUGAACCAAACUGAAAGAGAGGCAGAGAUUCCAUCAGCUGCGGGAAAAACAUUUUUGAAUAUGCAGGACAAAUUGUUCUCGAAUUUAUCGAAUUUGAAAAAUACAGUUGUUCAACAGACUAAUAAACUUGGAGGAUGGCCGUUUGAAGGAGGAGCUGGAAGUAGCAAUAAUACACCAAGACCUGUGGCAAGCCCGAAACCACAACCAAAAGUGGCAAAAUUGCCACCAAAUGUUCAAGGUAGGUUUUUUAUCGCUUGAAUAAGUAUUUUCAUGACGGAAACUCCCUAUAAUUUCAAAGUUCACUGGGCCCUACCAAAACUGCCAAUCUUGUUUGGUUUUUCAUUUGAAAAAUUAGCUUAAGCUUAUUAGAAACAUCUAUCACAUCAGAAGGUUGUUUAUUUGAUUUUGAAGUUCACAAAGUUCAAUAGUUCAACAAACUAUCACGAUCUUUGUAAAAAUUGAGUUAAUUAGUUCUCCAAAAAUUCUCUGGUCUUCACAAGAAAACUGAAUUUGAGCCAAUUUCCAAAAUGUUCAUUGUAAAAAUGUUUUCUAUAUCUUUUUUUGACAAAUCUUCCGAUUUCAAAAUCACAUCAUUUCAUUUUUGUAAGCAUUUUUUCGAAUGCUCAUAUCAAACAUUCCAAUUUUGAUAUGCUCAUGACAUUUUUAUCAAUAAAACCAAUCUUGAUGUAACCAAAGAACGUUGUUUAUAUUGAAACGGCCUUUUAUUUCAAAAAAAAACUUUUUCAGAAACUACGAAGCCUAAAGUCGUCGAACCAUUCGCUACAGAGUGGCCAUCUGACACGAAAUCUUCAGAUAAUUGGGGAGCCUUCACGCAAGCUCCAGCAAAGAAGAAGGAAGUAUUUGACCCGUUUGCUGAAGCUUCUGGAAGUCAGCCUCCAAAUCAGCCGCAAGCAAAUAAUGAAGAUCUGCUAUCCCUGCAAUCCUGGCCUGGAACAAAUGAUCAAAAAACUGUGGAGCAGAAAAAAUCGAGCUCUUCUAAAGAUUUAUUUGAUUUCGAUGAUUUGAUGAAUCGCCACACAAUCCCUUCUCAAAAUAACAGUGAAGGUAGAUAAAAAUAAAAACAUGUUCAUGAUUCAUAUCUUAUCUCUUUUUUUACAGUUUUACAACCGACACGACAAAUGGAAAAUAAAAAUCUCACGAAAUUCGAUGAGUCAAAAACGAUGGGUACUGCAUCAUCUUCAAGUUCAAGUUUAGACGAUAUGGUUAAUCAAAUGAUGAAAUUAAAUAACAAAAAAUGA